This is a messenger RNA of Dovyalis caffra, 1392 nucleotides long. Lineage: Eukaryota; Viridiplantae; Streptophyta; Magnoliopsida; Malpighiales; Salicaceae. The record is from the annotation of a GenBank genome assembly.
AUGCUCUCUCUCCGCCCCUCCCAGUCUCUAUCUUUCACAACCAAAUAUUCUUCCGACAAACAAAACGACAGCACCACCGACGAGCAAAACGACAACAGAAUCAUAUACCCACCACCGCCACCUCCCGCGCCACAGCAGUCGGAGAAGAAGUCGUUUGCUGUUGCCACCGGUGAACUUUUCUUGGGAAUUGCGUCAAGGGUUUUGAGACGCGGCAAUAAAAUUAGUAGUAGUAAUAAUAAUGGGAAUGUUGAUUAUGAGGAGAGGAUUGGGGCUGUAAUGGAGGAUGAUGUUGAGCCUGGGGUUAUAUGGGAACAAAGAGUUAAAGAUAUUGAAGCGGAGAAAGAACGACCUGUCAUUACAAGUCCUGGCUUUAGUUUCUCUGCUGCUGGCUUGCUGUUUCCUUAUCAUCUUGGUGUUGCUCACUUACUUAUAGAAAAGGGUUAUAUUAAGGAAACCACACCAUUAGCUGGUUCCUCUGCAGGCGCUAUAGUAUGUGCUGUCGUUGCCUCUGGGGCUAGUAUGCAUGAGGCUUUAACGGUUACCAAAGUAUUGGCUGAAGAUUGUAGGCUAAAUGGGACUGCUUUUCGGCUUGGGAAUGUAGUGGUCAUUUGCAUAGCUUAUACCUACAUAAGGGCAAGUUUCUUAAUAAACCUUGCUGUUCUGCGGGAUGUUCUUGAGAAGUUUCUACCAGAUGAUGUUCACAUUAGAUCCAGUGGGAGGGUUCGAGUUUUGUCCGUUCUGAGGCUUGCCUGGGUUGAGGUUCACCUUGAUCCUUGUGCCGUGCCUGCUUAUUGGGUCGUAACAGGAGUGAUAGUGGAGUGGUACUUGGUUUGGAUGUGUGGUGCUUUGAUGGAAGAUGUGGAUUCAAUUUUGGCUGAACCAUCUGACAUUUUGCAUCCUUGGACACCUGCUCUUAGUUUUAGGACAGGUGUUGCUGUCACUCAGAUUCUGUGGAGACCUAGGGGUUUGCUAGUGGAUCAGUUUGACUCGAAGGAAGAUCUCAUUAAUGCAGUUGUCACUUCUUCCUUCAUUCCAGGAUAUCUUGCACCAAGGCCUGCCACAAUGUUCCGGAAUCGACUUUGCAUUGAUGGUGGUUUGACAUUGUUUAUGCCACCAACAUCUGCUGCUAAGACGGUUCGUGUUUGUGCUUUCCCUGCCAGCCGAAUGGGACUGCAAGGGAUCGGGAUUAGUCCGGAUUGCAAUCCUGAAAAUAGGGCUAGCCCGAGAGAGCUUUUCAAUUGGGCAUUGGAGCCAGCAGAAGAUCAUAUUCUUGACAGGCUUUUCGAGCUUGGAUAUUUAGACGCGGCUGUGUGGGCUGAGGAGAACCCAGUCCAGAAUGUUGUUCAAGAUGACAGUACAUUGGUUGAAAAUGGCUCUAGUAGCUCACCAUAA